CCCGUGCCGCUGCGCCCGAGCCCCAGCGCCAUAAAAUCCCCUCACCCCGCACAGCAACCAACUCGAUCGCUUCGCCUGCUCUGCCCGUUUGAAUGUGAGAAAGAGAGGGAACUGACCACCCAAGCAGGCAGGCUGAGACGCUGAGUAUCCGCCGCCGGCCAUGCCGAGAUCCUCCUCCUCCUCCAGCUCCAAGCCCAUCCUCGGCAGGGCGAUGGCCAUCCUGGCGAUGCCGCUCACCCCGAUAUCCAAGGCCAAGGGCAACCUCCUCCUCUUCAAGAAGCGCGCCUCGUCCGCCGCCAGGCGUCACUGCUACAAGCCCUUCCGCCACUAUAACUACGCCUACGUCGGCGAGUACCAGUUCUCCCCCUCCCGCUCCUCCCCGCUCCUCCCCUGCCCGCCCCCCGGCGUCACGGCCUGGCGGAGGGCCGCCGCCAAGAAGCGUCGGGGCAGGGCCAGGAUGAUCCUCGCCUCCCUCUUCUGCGGCGGCGACGAGCUCGACGUCGCCGUGCUGGACGGCUUACCUCGAGCCGACGUCGACGCGCGGGAGUGGGAAGUGCUGGCCCCGGCUCUGGAGUGGGGACGUGACGAGGAGGCCUUUGCCUACGACGAGGAGGAGGAGGAGGAGGACUAUGCCGAGGAGGAGGGGGACGAGGAGGUGGACGGCCGGGCGGAGCGGUUCAUCGAGCGGUUCUACGAGGAGAUGAGGCUGCAGAGGCAGAGGUCUCUGGUCCAGCGUCUCCUCUAGGUCUUCCACCCGUUUUGCUCGUCCGUGUGGCGUCCGGUUGCUGCUGCUAGCCUGCUACUGCUUCCUUCUUGGGUAGAAUUAACUGUCGCUGCUGCUAUCUUAGCUGCUGUUUGGUCAAGUUCGUCUUCGUUUCUUGCAUCGUUCGUGUUACCGUUGUCUCGUCAGGUGUGGAUUUGUUACGGAGGUGAGAGUGUUAGAGGAGUCUGGGGAGAUCUUCGUCUCCCCUGCUGUAUCCAUUGUGUUGUGGUGUUGGUUUGUGCAGUGUUUGGAGUUGCGGUGAAUUUGCAUUGGCGCUA
This is a messenger RNA of Phragmites australis (common reed), 1041 nucleotides long. RefSeq lists its product as uncharacterized. NCBI's taxonomy places the organism in Eukaryota, Viridiplantae, Streptophyta, Magnoliopsida, Poales, Poaceae. The coding region runs from base 161 to 745 and encodes 194 amino acids. The record is from RefSeq and is a predicted model, not a curated record. The transcript has a single exon.